UCUUGUUUUGUUUUGCCCACGAAAAAAAGGGUUAGCGAUUGGGCAGUUUUGUAAAUUCAUUUGAAUAAAUGAAAUUUCGUUGAAGUGAGAUGGCGUUUGUUAGCAACAACCUCAUGAUAGGAAGUGAGGUAUUUACACUGUUUUCAACAUAAUUUUUUUGUGAUUAACGAACGUACAUGAAUGCUUCGAAAAUUCUCAACGAACAACUGCCUUUCAAUCUAUCGAGCAUAAACAUCAUGACACUGAUCAUCGACUAUCUUACAUUUCAACAGUGAGCAGUGCAGCUUUUGUACUGAUAUAUGCAAUAAAGAAUUCCAUCACACGAUGGUCCCCACUCAACAUCAAGAGCAGAAACUGAAAACUAUCCUACAGAAAUUUAACUGUUUCAUUUCCCAAUUGAGUAGUUAUACAACGUGUGACAAAUGUCGCCAAGAAUUUAUAACCGUUCACAAAAUUCCCGAGAGCUGCUUCCAAAUUUUACCCAACGCCGAACCGUCAGAUAUCAAGAUGGAACCAGAGUUAAUGAUAGAUGACCACGAGCUAUCGGAUAAUGAUAACAUUGUUGAGGUGAGCUUUGCGCCAAUUUCACAGGAAGCCGUAAUGCACAUCAAACAAAAUAAGGGAGAGGUAUUGAUGAAAGACCACAUACAGUUACACUCGGGAAAGAAACCACUCAAAUGUGAAAAAUGUGAUAAAACAUUCAACACAAAAUCAAGACUCAAACUGCACGUACGAAUUCAUGCAGAUGAACGUCCCUAUUCUUGUUUGGUUUGUUCGAAAGCGUUCAAGUAUCAUACAACGCUCAAAAAACAUAUUCUUACUCACACUGAUCAUCCUACUUAUUCUUGUCCACAUUGUCCGAAGGCGUUUUGGAAUCCUUCAACGCGCAAACAUCACAUUCGUUCCCAUACAGGUGAACGUCCGUUUUCUUGUCCACGCUGUCCUAAUGCAUUCGGGGAUCGUGGAACGCUUAAGCGGCACAUUCGAAUUCAUACGGGUGAACGUCCCUAUUCGUGUCCACAUUGUUCCAAAGCAUUUACGAAUUUUACCCCGCUCCAACUGCAUAUCCGAACUCAUACGGGUGAACGUCCCUAUUCGUGUCCACAUUGUCCCAAAGCAUAUAUACAUUCUACACCGCUUCGAAAGCACAUUCGAACUCAUACGGGCGAACGCCCCUUUCCUUGUUCACAUUGUUCGAAUGCAUUUAUGGAUGCUGCAACGCUAAAGAGGCACAUUCAAAUUCAUACGGGUGAACUUCCCUAUUCGUGUCCACAUUGUCCCAAAGCAUAUGUGCAUUCUUCAUCGCUGCAAAAGCACAUUCGAACUCAUACGGGUGAACGUCCCUUUUCUUGUCCACAUUGUUCGAAUGCGUUUAUGGAUCCUGCAACACUAAAGCGGCACAUUCGAAUUCACACGGGUGAACGUCCCUAUUCGUGUCCACAUUGUCCCAAAGCAUUCACGGAUUCUUCAGCGCUUCAACAUCACGUUCGAACUCAUACGGGUGAACGUCCCUUUUCUUGUCCACAUUGUUCGAAUGCGUUUAUGGAUCCCGCAACGUUAAAGCGGCACAUUCGAAUUCAUACGGGUGAACGUCCCUGUUUGUGUCCACAUUGUCCCAAAGCAUUUAAGCAUUCUUCAACGCUAAGAAGACACCUAAAAACACAUGCUAAUGAUACAGUCGGCUUGGGGCAGGAAUCACAGGUAACCGUAAAAGAAGAGAUAACUGGAUGCUGAAGAAUCCAUAGUUGGAAGCGAUUGAAAAAUAAAGUGGAUUAGUGGAAUUCAUAAAUUUACAAAAAAUAAGUUGAAAUAACAAAAAAAGAAAGCAAAUAGCUCUGAUCGGGGUGUUGCCAUGUUUUCAAUAA
Messenger RNA from Toxorhynchites rutilus septentrionalis, 1865 nucleotides. RefSeq names its product zinc finger protein 501-like. Lineage: Eukaryota; Metazoa; Arthropoda; Insecta; Diptera; Culicidae. The record is from RefSeq and is a predicted model, not a curated record. Gene Ontology annotation, cellular component: nucleus. The coding region runs from base 325 to 1734 and encodes 469 amino acids. Gene Ontology annotation, molecular function: DNA-binding transcription activator activity, RNA polymerase II-specific; RNA polymerase II cis-regulatory region sequence-specific DNA binding. Gene Ontology annotation, biological process: regulation of transcription by RNA polymerase II. The transcript has 14 exons.